AGUCAUGAAGAGGAGUGGCACACCAGUGUGGGACAGAAGGAGCUACAGGCCCCCUCCCACAUUAAAGAGGAGCAGCUUCAUGAUGAAGAUGAAGCUCAGUCCUUACAGCUUCAUCACAGUCAAAGUGAGGAGAACAGAGGGGCGGAGCUUGUAAGUCAACACAUCACAGAAGCUGAUGGAGAGCAUUGUGAAGAUAUCAAGUCAGAACCAGACAGCAUCUUUGCUCCACUGUCAGACAUGGACCACAUGAUGUCACACUCUUCUGAUCACAGUGACCACAUCCAAAAACCUUUGGAGAGUAAAAAUGACUCUAAAGGUGAUACGAGACAUCACACUAACAACAAACACUUCUGCUCUGAAUGUGGGAAAUCAUUUAGACAGAAGAGUAAUUUUACAAGACACAUGAGAACACAUACUGGAGAGAAACCUUUUACUUGCUCUGUUUGUAAGAAAAGUUUCUCCACUAAGCAAAGCAUGACCACACACAUGAGAACACACACUGGAGAGAAAGCUUUUACUUGCUCUGUUUGUAAGACGAGUUUCUCCAUAAAGCGUAACAUGACCACACACAUGAGAACACACACUGGAGAGAAACCUUUUACUUGCUCUGUUUGUAAGAAAAGUUUCUCCACUAAGCAACGCAUGACCACACACAUGAGAACACAUACUGGAGAGAAACCUUUUACUUGCUCUGUUUGUAAGAAGAGUUUCUCCACAAAGCCACACUUGACCACACACAUGAGAACACACACUGGAGAGAAACCUUUUACUUGCUCUGUUUGUAAGAAGAGUUUCUCCAGAAAGGAACAAAUGACCAUACACAUGAGAACACACACUGGAGAGAAACCUUUUGCUUGCUCAGCUUGUGCUAAAAGAUUCAACAUAAAGAAUGACAUGAUAUUACACAUGAGAACACACACAGGUGAGAAACCUUUUACUUGCUCUGUUUGUAAGAAGAUUUUCUCUAGAAAGCAACACAUGGCCACACACAUGAGAACACACACUGGAGAGAAACCUUUUUCUUGCUCAGCUUGUGCUAAAAGAUUCAACACUAAGAAUGGCAUGAUAUUACACAUGAGAACACACACUGGAGAGAAACCUUUUCCUUGCUCAGUGUUAGAAUAAUUAUGUAUAUAGUAGCACACUAACUUUAGUAUCCUUAAAGUCUGUUGCUUUAGUUAUUAGUUAUUGUGCUUAAGUUAGACUUUUGUAUUCGUGCAAGGACACAAACUUCUUGUCUGAGGGGUGGCCUCAGCCGCAGAUGUUAUCUUUGUUUUAGCCCGCUAACAGCCAAGGACUUCAAGGACCUCAACGAAGAUAAGACGACAACACGCAGAUGAAGCAGAGACUUUAAGGACCUCAAUGAAGAUAAGAUGACAACACGCAGACGAAGCGGAGACAAGGCGAAAUCACAAGGUCCCCACCACAUUCUGUCACGUAUUGUGCGUCCUGGACCUGCUUUGCAUAAUAUAUGUGACCACUCCUUUUAGAGGCGGCCUCAGUGAUGUUGACUGUGGAACUCUUGAAUAAAUAGAGGGACGCGGGAGCUGAACCUUAGA
Nerophis lumbriciformis (worm pipefish) is the source of this 1559-nucleotide messenger RNA. NCBI's taxonomy places the organism in Eukaryota, Metazoa, Chordata, Actinopteri, Syngnathiformes, Syngnathidae. The record is from RefSeq and is a predicted model, not a curated record.